Choloepus didactylus (southern two-toed sloth) is the source of this 6247-nucleotide messenger RNA. RefSeq names its product cysteine-rich hydrophobic domain-containing protein 1-like. Lineage: Eukaryota; Metazoa; Chordata; Mammalia; Pilosa; Megalonychidae. The record is from RefSeq and is a predicted model, not a curated record.
UCCCCCCUUCCCCCGGUCUCCCCCAGCACGCAGGCGCGUCUUCUCAAAUCCUGUCCCUAACCCCUUCCUCUUUGUCGUCUUUUUGUUCCCUCUCCUCUUCCAGCGACUAAGCAGGUUCAAAUUCUCUGGAGGGUGGCAGCGAUCGCAAGGUCACGUGAUGAGCAUGCUGCUGCCCAACAUGGCGGAGUUCGACACUAUCUCGGAACUGGAAGAAGAGGAGGAGGAGGAAGAAGAAGCGGCAACGUCGUCGUCUUCGUCGCCGUUGUCGUCAGUUUCGGGGCCCGACCACGACGAUGAAGAUGAUGAGGAGGAGGAGGAAGAGGAGGAGGAGGAGGAAGAACGGGCGCCCCCGCCUCGGGUAGUGAGCGAGGGUCAUCUGCGUCGAUAUGCCCCCGACCCUGUAUUGGUUCGGGGCGCCGGCCACAUCACUGUUUUUAUACGUUCCCAUCUUUUGACCUCCAACUUUCCUUCUGUUCUUUUUGGAAAAUUUGCCCUGGAAGAAUUUAAGACCAGCAUUGGCCGAGUGAAUGCAUAUUUAAAAAAAGCUCUCCCAGUUAAUGUGAAAUGGCUGCUGUGUGGUUGCCUCUGCUGCUGUUGCACACUGGGUUGCAGCCUGUGGCCUGUUGUUUGUCUCAACAAAGGAACCAGAAGAUCAAUUCAGAAGUUAUUAGAAUGGGAAAAUAACAGAUUGUAUCACAAGCUUGCUUUGCACUGGAAGUUGACUAAAAGGAAAUGUGAAACUAGCAAUAUGAUGGAGUAUGUAAUACUAAUAGAAUUCUUACCAAAAUAUCCCAUAUUCCGACCUGACUGAGGAAUUUUAUUCAAUCACUUCUGUGUUACCUGUCAUUUCCCACCCUUAGUGCCUUGUAGAUGAUUUUGGAAUGAAGAUGGUCUCCUUUGCUGUGUUCAAAUCAUUCUUUAUAAUGGUAGAAUAUUCUCUUUUAUUUGUGUUUGUUUAAGAAGAAACUUUGCACAUCUUUUUUAUGUUAAAUAAGGCUUGUAUUUUGCGCUUUCACUUUUUACACACAUCAUAUAUAUACACACAUGCAUAUAUACAUACAUAUAUAUGUGCGUAUAUAUGUGUGUGUGUGUAUAAAAUUUGCCACUAAAGAUAAAACAUCAGUGCUGGUGUUCAAAGAAAAACUUGUUUUGAGCAUGCUGCCUUAUAAUUUUCACACCCACUGUUUCUAAAUAUGCAGCAUUUUCCAGUCUGUUUAUGCUCUGUAAUCCCUUCCUGUACACAUUUAAAUAAGCUUUGGUAGCUUUUAGAAAUGGUUUUACUCUAAUCUGCUUUUAAAGGACAUGCAAUUAAUAGCACUGGUUUUGUCCUGCACUUUGCUAAAUUAUCACUUAUGUUAGUGGAUAAAGUAUUUAAUCAUCUAAAGACUUGUAAAUAUUGUCUCUUUGCAUAAUGUAAAAUGUGGUAUGCUAUCGUUUACAAAAUGUAAUUUUACUCUUACUGUAUUGUCAACAAUUGUGCAUAGAUUUUAAUAUGAAUGAAGUUUGCAAGCAUCCUUUUGAAUGUAUAGAUCGUUAACAUGCCAUUUAUGGCAAAGCCAUAAUAAGUGUGUUAAAAAUUUCAGGUGUAGGGCAGGAUUGCCCCUGUAACAAGUGGAUUAAAAUUGAAGUCAUUGUUCCAGAUAUUCUGCAUUGCCCCUGAAACCAAGAACCUUAUUUUUUGAACCUUUUUUUUUUUUUCGUUUAAUUCAAUAAUUCCCAUUCUGUCCACCACUCCCACCCCCAAAGGAAUUCCUUUGGCAUCUGACACAUCUCAGCUCCACAGUCAUUCACUUCUUCCCUUUAUGUAUCCUCUCCCUCUUUUGAAAAUACACACAGCUAUGCCCUUUAAAGAAUGUUUUAAACUUCAGAUGUCUUCGGAGAUUCUAAACCCCCGUGAAAGCUACUCCUAACACUUUCUGGAGAUCUGAUACUGUACUUUGGGAAAGCGAUUGCACCUAAAGAAUAUAGAGUGGCUGAUUGGUAGUUGAUAAAAUAUUCUAAAUUAUCUUUUUGAGGAUCUUUUUUAAACAUAUGGGUAUUAUUAAUGAGGAAAGACAAGUGUUUAGACAAAAGGGUUAGUUUAUAAAUUUACCACACAUGUAGCCUUUUCACUGGUAUUUCUCAUUACAGUUAAGAAGAGGGAGAGCACCACGCUCUAACUCUACUAGAAUUUAAAAUUUUAACAUAAUGAAAGUUUUAUAUCAUGUCAAUUCAACUACAAAUGUAUGCCUGUAUGUAGGCAUUUGUAAUUCAUAGUGCUAAAAAUAGAUUAAAAGUAUCUGGGACUGAAUAAUAUUUUAUCUGCCACCUUAUUCUUAAUGCUUUUAAUAAACAUUUUAGACAAAUAUUCAUCCCAGUGAAGAGAAUAAUCCUUUCUUCAUACAAAGUCAAGCCCUUUUAAGCUACUUUUAAGAUUUAUGCCUAAUUUGAAAUCCACAGUCCUUGACCAGUUAAUAAAGAGGGGAAAAGGAGAUACUAUUUGAUACAUGAUUGUAAUUGCACAAAAACUUUUCCACCUCCCUCUGUACAGCCUCAUUACCCUCAUGCCACCCAGCCACCCACAAUCUCUAUCUUUUAAUAUAUUGUGUAUGCCUGCAAAUAUGUUUCUGCCUGCUGCAAAAUUGAAGUUGUAUUUCUAUUGGGAAGGUGGAAACCUCUGAAAAGGUAUACCAAAUGUCUUGUUUUACAGCUAAGGUCAGGGAAAAAUUGUUAUCUGUAGUUUCUGUUCCAGCUGCUUCAAACUGUGACAUUUUAAUACCAAAAUUGGUUUCCAGCAUAAUACAAAAUUUCUAAUUAUCACUGAUAGAAUAAUUGCUUUUAAAUGUCAACCCUUAAAAUCUCAUUUUUUUUCUGUAAACUUAGAAUUUGGCCCUGUCAUGGUCAUAGUAACUUUUUCUACCAUGUAUAAAUCAUGCUUGAUUUUGCUCAAAGAACUCCAGGAAGUAGUGAAUUGUUUCCAUGAAACAAAUAUUGAGACAGGAUUAGAAUGUUUCUGGAGGUGAGAGUAUGAUUCAAGUAAGAGUAAUAUUUGUCAUAAAAACCAUUUACCAGCAUGUGUAAACUUAAUUUUAAAAACUACCCUAAUCACUCUUAAAUAUGAUUUUAUUGUUCAUUAUGCUAGUUGACUCAUUUUAUUUUCUAUAACUACCCAGAAAAUACCCAAUUUUCUUUUUCUCUCUCUUACGUGGCUGCUAUUUCAAACUGUUUUCCCUUGGAGGGGCCUAAUUAGCAGUUGGGUAUUUUGGAAUAUUUGGUGGUUUGUUUUCUUUUAAAUGAAACUGGCAGCAGUGAAUACUGAAAUGACAGAGCAUGUUAUGGUAAUUAAUUCUACUUCCAUCAAGCUUUUUCUUUAAUCAUCAGUAUAGAACAUUCUUGAAUUUUUCAAUUAUGUUAGUAAAAUAUUUUUGUGAAGGUUGUUUUUAGAUUGAAGGAAGUAGUUUUGAAAUUCUUUGUCACAUAAUUUUCUUUUAAGAAACCUGCUGCUGUAGUUUCCAGAGAAAAUAACAUGUAUUUGCCAAAGUACAUAAAUCUCACAAGGCUUGCAGAUUACAAGUCAAAACUGUUCUUUCUCUAACUUUCCUCACCUCUUAUUUGUGCAUAAAAUGGAAUAAGCCCUACACCAUUUCAUCUUCACCCUUACAGUGGGGGUUUGGGCCAUAAUGAAUACAGACUUGUGCCACUUCAUCUUCAUUCCAUUCUGGGUCUCACUUCUUUAUAAUUGAUGUAUGAAUGCUUCUCAUUUGGUCCAAGAUUCUGAUCUAAUACAUUGAUCCAUCUGGUAAUUUUUAAGCUUGUCCAGAAGCCUAAUAGCAUGUGUAGUAUUAUUAAUAUCAAAUACAGGCAAGUGUUAUUUACAGAUUUAUUAGCUCCAUUCCAGACAUAUUCUCUACUCUCUGUUCCCUCCGAUCCCUGUGUUGACUUAGGAAAGAGCCCAUUGUCAUCAAACCUUAGUAGUAGAUGGAAAAGUGCCUUGUCUGUUUUUAACAAUGAUAACAUAUUAAGCUUAAGGAAGCAGAGUGAAUGAAUUGGUAGAUCAUUAGAUUAAAAAUCACCCUUUUCAAAUAGGUAUAUGAAUAGUUCAGAAGCACAUUAUAUUUUUAUUAUUUAAAGUCCAUUUCCUUAUUUUCCCCCAAUCAUGUGAUAUAUUGUCAAAAUGCUUUAGAACUUUCAGCCAUAAUUUCAGCAGUAUAAUUCUAAUGCUGGUAAACAUGUAAACAUGUAAUUGAGCAUAGUUCUGGAAGGACAAAGUCUCUGAAACCCUUCCAAACAUCACAUAUUUAUUGCACAUUCUAUUCAUACUAUUAUGACCUGUAAACACUAAUGUCAGAGCAGUUAAUCCAAUUGUAUUAAUAUUUAUUUUAACACUAUACCAUUUUAAAUUAAAUUUAUGCUUGCUUGUUCAUAAUUUAAGUAAAGUUCAAUAACAUUUAUUAGCCUAUGAACAAAUAGGGUUUUUCCCAAAUGUAUGAGAGCUUUAAAAAAAAGUCAUUGCCAUUUUAAUUUUGUUUACAAAUGAACUGCCACUUAAAAAAAUCAAACCUCACUACUUGAACAUAAAGUCCCCAAACAAUAUUUCAUUAGGAUUUACUAUGUUGACCUAGGAGAAUAUAGAAAUUGUGCACGACUGAUUAAUUGGAGCCAUUUCCCAUAAUGGAAAUACUUUUUGCUAAUUUGAUUAUAAGUUGCUUAGAUUCAUUUAAAUUAGGUCCUCUUAUGCCUAUACAAGUCUGCUUUUAAAAAAAAACUGUUUUGCAACAGUUCUCAAAUUGUUCAGGUUCCUUUAAAUGGUGAACUUCUGGGAACUUCCCCACAAAAAAGGAAUAGAGUUUAUUAAUAACUUUUCAUGUAUUAUUACAUGGAUUAAAUAUAAUUGAAAGAUAUAUAUAUAUAUAUAUAUUAACCUUAUCUUGCCCCAAACCUUAUCUCGCCCCAAAUUUCCCUUCCCUGAAUCUGAGCCAGCCUUUUUGUUUUGAUGAUGCUAACCUGAGAAUAUGUCCCAUUUUCUGUGCACUGUCAAAUUCACAAAAUAUGAGGAAAUGAUCUAAUAUGGUAGACUUCAGGCAAGUCACAAACUAUACAAGUCUCAUUCUCUUCAUUUGUAAAAUCAUGGGUUUGAACCUAGAGCUAGGCAGAAAACAUUUGUGAUUCAAGGAAUGGUUAGAAAAUUAUUACUCUGAAUGGUUAUUCAGAUCUACUACUCUUGGUGGACACUUUCACAGUGCCUUGCACUUAGGAAAAAAGUUUGAUAUUUGCCUACUGGCUGCUAGCUGAUAUGUGUUUGUAUCACAGAGACUCAAAGAACCUGAGGCCUGCUAGACCUCAGCCAGUCCAAGGUGAUAAAAGAAUGAAUGUAGUUUCCCUGGGAACUGGAAACUAAGGGCUGUGAGUUUUGCAUAUAUGGAACUUGACUACGCAGCUAUAACUGGUAUCAAGGCAAGAAUUAUAACCGUGACAACAAGGGGUGUAUGAGAAGACCAUUUUGACAUUUAUGUGCUAAGAGUUUCAUAUCCUAUCCAGCAUCUGCUUCAGUGUCUUAUCAAGUCACGCACUCUCAAAAAGGUCUAUUGGAAAAAAUUGAUACUGUUAGAUAAAAAGGAAAUUGGUAUGGUAUUCAAACCCAAAUCAUUUCUUGUUUAAUUCUCAGCUCUGCUGCUUGAUUCCUCUGUACCUCAUGUCCCCAUCAUUGAAGUGGGGACAAUAAUCUGGACCUACCUCACAGGGGAAUUGAGGAUAUCUUUCAUAUAUUAGUGUGCUUUUGAAGUUGACUGAAAGAUAUACUGAAUAUCAUAAUUGUGUAAUUUCUGAAUAGAUUCCUUUAAAUCCAUGUUGUUGUCUUUUUCAUUCAAACCCUUCAGAAUGAAUUCUGCAGUUGAACUAUAUUUUCAGUAGCAAAUUUUGCUGUUAAUCCCCUAUGUGUUCAACAUGGGCAGUUGUGUUAUGUUAAUACUUGAGUUAGGGAAGAAAACCUGGUGGAUGUAAACGAGUAGUUACCACUUUGGGGCAGGUGAAGAUAGCAACUGCGGCACCUUUGAGUCUUUUCAAUAUCUCAAAAAGUGAACUAGAAAUCAUAUACUUACCCAUAAUAUUCCUGCUGCACAAGCCAACUAAGACAUUGAAUUUCCUUGCAUAGUGCUUAUAUUUUUUUCAAUUUUGUCUGUUAACAAUGGUUAUCACUUAUUGAUCAGAAGUUGUGACUGGCAGUUUUGCCUUUGAUAAAUAAAAAAAAAAUCAAGAAAUCUUAUCAUUA